CUCGCUUCCGUGGGUUAGGACGUGUGUCCCAGGGCUGUUGGACGCCUGUACAGUUGGCUGUGAUGCUGGGGGCUGCUCCGCUUGACUCCCUUCUGGUUCUGGCCGUUGCAGUGGGCCCAGCACCUGGACUUGAUGGCGUGCUGCCCUCUGUGCGGGGCCCCUCCUCAGAACCCCUGCCCUGGGUUGCGCUGGACCUCUGUAGCUUCAGCUCUGACUCCUCCCUUGGCAGGGCACACCGAGGCUUAGAAGGGUCAGGGGACUCGGUCAAGGUCACUCCCAGGGUGGCCAGGCUAGAAUUGGGGGCACCCCUGCAGGGGAGCGCGGCUGUGUUUCGGCGGAGGUCGCUGUCUGGGGGGCUCCGGCCAGCGGGGGUUGGUGGGCUGUGGUGUCUUUUGGGAGCUGGCGCGCCUCCCACGUGCUCAGCGAAGGUCAACCCAGGCUUUCCAUGUGUUGUGCGGCCCCAUAGUUUGUGAGAGGUGAUCUCACCGGCCGGUGGAGGGAAGCCCAGCCUGCGGAGUGAGAUCCCUGCCCCGACCACUGUCUUUGGGGUGUCCAGUCUGUCACAGCAGAAGGGCUGGAAGUGGGGUGGCUGGCUCCCUGGCUGCAGAAAGGCGUGAACACAGGCUGUCGAGGAGAGGGCCGCCUGCCGGACCGUGUGAGGGGUCCUGGCCUUGGCCCCCUGUCCUCCUGGGCGCGGCAUGUGGUGCCUGCCGUGGGCAGCCUGGGCCGGGGAAGCCACCGGAGCCUGACUUUCUGGUGUACAUACCACACAGUUGCCCUAAAGUACCCAGAGCAAGGACAGGGGAGUCAUCCAGAGCAGGUUUCCAUUCAGCAGCCGGAAGAGGGUGAGUGUUUCCCAGACCCCAGCACCUGGUCACUUGUGCCAAACCCCUUCCUGGAGGAAGGCAGCGAUCCCAUCCCGGCAGUUGGGGUGCAUACCCCGGCAGCCAGCGCUGACUGCAGACCUCUUCUCGGGUCUCCAGGGAUGGAAGCGUGUGACAGAGCCAGGAGGUCCCCUGGGGGCAGGGUGGGGUCUGUGGGAGGGCCCCCAGUUUCCAGCUUCAGCUGAGUGAUGACUCUGGCACCCUUCAUAGCAGGGAAGGGCUGGAGAGAGGCUGCCACGCAGGGUCAGCUGACCCUUCAUCUGCUGAGGCCCAGAAAGGCCUGAGGUCAUCUGGUGCCAAGCAAGUCUGUCUGGGCCACCCCACGACGGCAGCAGGGUGGGCAGAGCCCGGCGCCCUGUGCAGGUGUGUUGGCUGUGAUACCGGCGAUGGCGCCAAGUCUGCCUAGAGCCCCCGAGUCCCUGCCACCGCGAGUCAGCGAGGUCUCCCUGGGCCUUCCGGAACUUGCAUCUGCAGACAGGGAGCAGGAGGAAAGGAAAUAUAUAAAGCACCCAGCACAGCGCUGGCAUGGGGUCUCCGGUCACAAAGAGCUCUCUCCUGUGCCAGCUGUGCUCCUGGCAUCUUCUCAGGGGAAGCUCUUCGUGGGCGGUCUUGACUGGAGCACCACCCAAGAGACACUGCGCAGCUACUUUUCCCAGUAUGGAGAGGUUGUGGACUGCGUGAUCAUGAAAGACAAGACAACCAACCAGUCUCGAGGCUUUGGGUUCGUCAAAUUCAAAGACCCAAACUGCGUGGGCACAGUGCUGGCCAGCAGACCACACACCCUCGAUGGCCGAAACAUCGACCCAAAGCCCUGUACGCCUCGGGGGAUGCAGCCGGAGAGGACGCGGCCGAAGGAAGGCUGGCAGAAAGGACCCAGGAGUGAUAACAGUAAAUCAAAUAAGAUAUUUGUCGGUGGAAUUCCUCACAAUUGUGGUGAGACAGAGCUCAGGGAAUACUUCAAGAAAUUUGGAGUGGUCACGGAAGUGGUCAUGAUCUACGACGCGGAAAAGCAGAGGCCUCGAGGUUUUGGAUUUAUUACUUUCGAGGACGAACAAUCAGUGGACCAGGCUGUCAACAUGCAUUUUCACGACAUCAUGGGCAAAAAAGUGGAAGUUAAACGGGCCGAGCCACGGGACAGCAAAAGCCAAGCGCCAGGCCAGCCGGGGGCCAGCCAGUGGGGCAGCCGGGUCGUGCCCAGUGCCGCCAACGGCUGGGCAGGUCAGCCCCCGCCCACGUGGCAGCAGGGGUAUGGCCCGCAAGGGAUGUGGGUGCCAGCAGGACAGGCGAUCGGUGGCUACGGACCGCCCCCCGCAGGAAGAGGAGCCCCCCCGCCGCCUCCGCCCUUCACCUCUUACAUCGUGUCUACCCCUCCUGGAGGGUUCCCCCCUCCCCAGGGCUUCCCCCAGGGCUACGGCGCGCCCCCGCAGUUCAGUUUUGGCUACGGGCCUCCACCUCCCCCACCGGAUCAGUUCGCCCCCCCAGGGGUUCCCCCACCACCGGCCACUCCGGGGGCUGCACCUCUGGCCUUCCCGCCGCCUCCGUCUCAGGCCGCUCCGGACAUGAGCAAACCGCCGUCGGCACAGCCCGACUUCCCGUACAGUCAGUACGGUUACGGACAGGACUUGGCGGGCUUCGGACAGGGCUUCUCAGACCCCAGCCAGCAGCCCCCCUCCUACGGGGGCCCCUCGGUGCCCGGCUCGGGGGGUCCCCCCGCCAGCGGAAGUGGCUUUGGACGCGGUCAGAACCACAACGUACAAGGAUUCCACCCCUACCGACGCUAGCCGCAGCACCUUGAGGAUGUCGGGCGGCUGAGGCCAGGAUUCAAACUUGUGAACUCGUGACAAUCACAAACUUGGGGAAAAUACCAACUGGAGCGUGGGGGGCUUCUGGCGGUGGCUGUGGGCAUCUGGACCGAAGUUUUUAAACGUAUUAUUUCUCUAACCCAUCAGCUCAAUAAAAAAGUCACUGGUUCAACAACAGGGUUAAAAAAAUUCUUCAGCUUUAAUUCAAAACUUCAGGUUUCUUUUUCUUCCUUUUUUUUGCAAUUAUUUUCCUGAGCCUUUAUUUUACCGUAUAUUGUAAACUUUUAUGUUAAAGAAAAAAAUAUACAUUUACAAAUUGUGAGAUUUUUAAGAGAAAUUUUCUACAAUGUAUACUCGCUUAUUUUUUAAUUUAAAACAGGGUUUCUGUCGGCACUGGUGGAGGUGAGGGGCGUUUUUAGUCCCUCACUCCUGGCUUUGAGGGUUGGGACUCGUUGGUCCAGAAACUCUGGGAGCUUAAAGAAGAAAUCUACUGAGUGUGUUUUCUUUUUUGUUUAUUCUUUGCUUUUGUCGACUGGCGUGCCUGGCCAUGUCUGCAGGUGCGCCGUGGGGCCGCGCUCGCCUGCGUCCGCUCUGGCGUCAAGGACCAGGAGGAGGCCGGGCCAGCCCAUCUCCCGCGCUUGGGGCUUUAGGGCGUCCCCGCUGACCGGUUUGAAUAAAGAAAGUGCGUUUGGAUUAGAAA
This is a messenger RNA of Lagenorhynchus albirostris (white-beaked dolphin), 3386 nucleotides long. RefSeq names its product DAZ associated protein 1 (gene DAZAP1). Gene Ontology annotation, cellular component: cytoplasm. The transcript is spliced from 12 exons. The record is from RefSeq and is a predicted model, not a curated record. Gene Ontology annotation, biological process: positive regulation of mRNA splicing, via spliceosome; spermatogenesis. Lineage: Eukaryota; Metazoa; Chordata; Mammalia; Artiodactyla; Delphinidae. Bases 1271 to 2665 code for a protein of 464 amino acids. Gene Ontology annotation, molecular function: poly(G) binding; poly(U) RNA binding; mRNA 3'-UTR binding.